AUGGCGUCCAGCGGCAACCCCUCCAACACCAUUAAGGUGGUUGCGAGAUUUCGACCUCAAAACAAGGUUGAGCUUGGAUCCGGAGGACAGCCCAUCGUUGAUUUUGAAAACGAAGAAACAUGUGCUAUCAACUCAAGGGAGGCCUCCGGGUCGUUUACAUUCGAUCGUGUGUUUCCGAUGGAUUCGAUGCAAAACGAUGUCUUCAACUUCUCGAUUGCACCUACCGUUGACGAUAUCCUGAAUGGUUACAAUGGAACGGUCUUCGCUUACGGUCAGACCGGUGCAGGAAAGUCGUAUACUAUGAUGGGAUCGGAUAUUGAUGAUGAAGUGGGGAAGGGUAUCAUUCCACGUAUCGUCGAGCAGAUCUUCGCUAGCAUCCUUACGAGUCCGAGCAACAUCGAAUAUACCGUCCGGGUGAGCUACAUGGAAAUUUACAUGGAGCGUAUUCGCGAUCUUUUGGUGCCACAUAACGAUAAUCUUCCGGUGCACGAGGAGAAGUCAAGAGGUGUUUACGUCAAAGGGCUUCUUGAAGUCUAUGUCUCUAGUGUGCAGGAGGUUUACGAGGUUAUGCGACGUGGUGGAAACUCAAGAGCGGUUGCUGCGACCAACAUGAACCAGGAAUCGUCCCGAUCACAUUCUAUCUUUGUUAUUACUGUUACCCAGAAGAACCUGGAAACUGGAUCUGCGAAGAGUGGUCAGCUGUUCUUGGUUGAUUUGGCAGGUAGUGAAAAGGUCGGCAAAACCGGAGCCAGCGGUCAGACACUCGAGGAAGCGAAGAAGAUCAACAAGAGUUUGAGUGCUCUCGGAAUGGUUAUCAACGCGCUCACGGACGGGAAAUCGACCCAUAUUCCGUACCGUGACUCUAAACUUACCCGAAUCUUGCAGGAAAGUUUGGGAGGUAACUCCCGAACGACCCUGAUUAUCAACUGUUCUCCCAGCAGCUACAACGAUGCUGAAACUGUCUCGACACUCCGGUUCGGUGUUCGGGCGAAGGCAAUCAAGAACAAGGCGAAGGUCAAUGCCGAAUUGAGCCCUGCAGAACUGAAGCAGUUGCUUCGCAAAGCCCAGAGCCAGGUGACAAGCUUCGAAACCUACAUAUCGGCGCUAGAAUCUGAAGUUACUGUAUGGCGAAGUGGUGACGCAGUUCCUAAGGAUAGGUGGACGCCUGGUAGAGGCGUCGAGGCUGUGAGUGCUGCAAAAGCCGAAGCUCGUGCUCCACGCCCGAGUACUCCCUCCCGUCUACAGGACGUCUCUCGAUCUGAAACUCCCCGGCCCGAUUCCCGCCUAGGUGAACGCUCCAGCACACCUAGCAUCAUUCUUGAAAAGGACGAGAGGGAAGAAUUCCUCAGGCGCGAGAACGAACUUCAGGAUCAGAUCGCCGAGAAGGAAUCCCAUAUUGUCAACGUUGAAAGGGGCCUGCGUGAGGCACGGGAGGAGUUGAGAGGCCUCAAGGAGAACUCCGCCCGAUCAGGGAAGGAUAAUGACAAGCUUAACACGGAGGUCAAUGAGCUUCGAAUGCAGCUCGAGAAGGUGUCCUACGAAAGUAAAGAGGCUGCCAUCACCAUGGACAGCCUGCGUGAGGCAAACUCAGAGUUGACUACAGAGCUAGACGAAGUGAAGCAACAACUUCUAGACGUCAGAAUGAAAGCAAAAGAAACCACUGCAGCUCUUGAUGAAAAGGAGAAGAAGAAGGCCGAAAAGAUGGCCAAGAUGAUGGCCGGAUUUGAUCUCGGCGGAGAAGUGUUUUCCGAUAACGAGCGCAAGCUGCAAGACCUUAUACAACGCGUCGACUCGUUGCACCAAGUCAGUGAAACUGGCGAGGUCGUUGCUCCAGACGACAUUCUAGAACUCCGCGCCAGUCUCCUGGAGACGCAAGGGUUCAUCCGACAGGCAGAACUUACAAUGAACGACCGGAGUGAACUGAACGUGCUGCAGGACAGCCGCAGGGUGGAGCUCGAGCAGAAGCUGGCGAGUCUCGAGCAGGACUAUGAGGGUCUCCUAGCCCGCAACCUAGGGGAGGAAGAUCUGGUGGAACUUAAGGAGCGAUUAGAAAAGGUGUAUAUAACCAGGAAGGAUGCCGAAUUGGCCGCUGCAUCAGAGCUGCAGCAGGAACUGUCACGCAAGGAUGAGGAGCUCACGAAACUGCAGAGCUCCCUUGUAGAUUCGCAAUCACGAGGCUCGACUAACGGCGCUGCGAGCAAGAGCCUGCAGCAGCAAAUUGCCGAGUUUGACGCGAUGAAGAAGUCCUUGAUGCGCGACUUGCAAAACCGCUGCGAACGCGUGGUGGAGCUUGAGAUAUCUCUUGAUGACGCCAGGGAGCAGUACAACAACGUGCUCCGCUCAUCAAACAACCGGGCUCAGCAGAAGAAGAUGGCGUUCCUCGAGCGCAACCUCGAGCAACUUACCCACGUCCAAAGGCAGCUCGUGGAGCAAAACAGCAGCCUGAAGAAGGAGGUCGCGAUCGCAGAGCGCAAGCUCAUCGCGAGAAAUGAGCGGAUAGCGAGCUUGGAAGCCCUGCUCCAGGAGAGCCAGGAGAAGCUCACCCAAGCUAACCAUCGUUUCGAAGCCCAGCUCACAGCCGUCAAAGAGCGUCUCGAGGCCGCCAAGCAAGGCUCGACGAAAGGCCUCCCAAGCAUGGACAGCAACGGCGGGUUCAGUUUCACGGGCUCCAGGAUCGCAAAACCCCUCCGCGGUGGCGGGGGAGGCAAUGAGCCCGUCGCAGCCGUUCAGUCCCAGGAUACAGGGAAGCGCACAAGUUGGUUUUUUGAUAGACGAUGA
Aspergillus puulaauensis is the source of this 2778-nucleotide messenger RNA. It is a transcript of the gene KLP1, whose product is annotated as putative kinesin family protein (KinA). The transcript has 5 exons. The record is from RefSeq and is a predicted model, not a curated record. Gene Ontology annotation, biological process: mitotic spindle organization; microtubule-based movement. Gene Ontology annotation, molecular function: microtubule binding; microtubule motor activity; ATP binding. Bases 1 to 2778 code for a protein of 925 amino acids. NCBI's taxonomy places the organism in Eukaryota, Fungi, Ascomycota, Eurotiomycetes, Eurotiales, Aspergillaceae.